AUGGAUAUUGCGUCAUUCUUUGGAGUAUGCGUAUGGUUAAUACCUUUCACCUAUUUCAUUUCAUUGAGUGCAAAUGAUAAUGCAUUGCCUUCUUAUGAUCCAAAUAUUUAUAGCAAUGCUGAUGAAAUUCCCGCAAGAAGUAAAGUUGGAUUAUUGAAAAAAUUUUUGAAUUUCAUUUUACAAAAGAAAAAUACUUUAAUACCAAUGGCUACUACUCCAACUUUAUCUUCUGCACCUUCUUCAUCCGUCACUUCUGCUUUACACACAUUAUCUUCAAAAAAAUCAUUAUGA
Entrophospora candida is the source of this 291-nucleotide messenger RNA. The record is from the annotation of a GenBank genome assembly. NCBI's taxonomy places the organism in Eukaryota, Fungi, Glomeromycota, Glomeromycetes, Entrophosporales, Entrophosporaceae.